Linum trigynum is the source of this 940-nucleotide messenger RNA. Lineage: Eukaryota; Viridiplantae; Streptophyta; Magnoliopsida; Malpighiales; Linaceae. The record is from the annotation of a GenBank genome assembly.
CCGAAAUCGACCAGUAGCCAACGACACGUGGCCACCUAUCUAAUGUAGGCACUAGCCGCUGACGUCACAAGCUCUGCGCAGCGCCUGGGGGGCAGGACACACCCACGAAGGAGAAAAAACAAAAACAAAGCCCAAUCUCAACAAAAACGUCACGCUCAACCAACCCUAGAGAUCUCACACAGAUCACGCAAGCCCGAAUCAAUGGCGCGUAAAUCAAUCGCCAGAAACGAGCGACGCCACAGAAUCUGGUCUGCCCCGAAUGCCUCGCGAAGAUCGCACAGACCUGAUCUCACACAGAUCACGAAAGCCCGAAUCAAUGGCGCGGAAAUCAAUCGCGCAACCCUGGCAGAAACGAGCGCCGCCACAGAAUCUGAUCAGCCCCGAAAGCCUCGCGAAGUUCUCGCAGACCCGAAUCAAUCACGCAUAAGUAAACUCGCACCAGCUCAUCCUGAUCGCGCAGACCUUAAUGAAGGGCGCGAGAAUCAAACGGAUACCGAUCCGGAAGUCGAGCAGAUCUGAGCCAGUCAAACGGAAAUCAAACAGGCGGCAUUCGCAGAAUACCUCCUGGUGGGGGGCAAUUGUUGGGCAUGUGUCUCGGAUCUCACCGCGCCAAACAAGUCCACAACGUUCAGGCGAGAAACAAGCGUGCGAUCUCUGGCACUAUUGAGAAACAUAUCCAAAAGCUGCACUCGAACACCAAACGACGCCGCUUGGUCAGACGUUGACCUUGACGAGGGAACUAUGAAAGCGGCGGCGCGCCCUUUCAAGAGUAGUCACCGUCAUAGUAGUCACCAUCAUAGUCCUAGGUAUAGUCAUAGGUUAAAAUUCCUUUUUUCUAGGUAUGGAUGUGACCUGUGCUUCUGACAUGUCAGCAGUCAUGUCACCAUACUCCCAUGUAUCUCACCCACCACCAUGUAGCCUAUAAAUAUGGCAUUUAUUC